Erinaceus europaeus (western European hedgehog) is the source of this 626-nucleotide messenger RNA. RefSeq names its product ribonuclease H2 subunit A (gene RNASEH2A). Gene Ontology annotation, molecular function: RNA-DNA hybrid ribonuclease activity; RNA binding. The record is from RefSeq and is a predicted model, not a curated record. Lineage: Eukaryota; Metazoa; Chordata; Mammalia; Eulipotyphla; Erinaceidae. Gene Ontology annotation, cellular component: ribonuclease H2 complex. The annotation marks the transcript as partial. Gene Ontology annotation, biological process: DNA replication, removal of RNA primer; mismatch repair. The transcript is spliced from 5 exons.
UCACACCGUAGGGUGAAAUAUAACUUGAAUUCGCUGUCUCAUGACACGGCCGCCGGCCUGAUCCAGCACGCCUUAGACCAAGGUGUGAAUGUUACUCAGGUGUUUGUGGACACCGUGGGGCCCCCAGACACCUACCAGCAGCGGCUGCAGCAGCGCUUCCCCGGCGUGGAGAUCACGGUCAAGGCCAAGGCGGACGCCCUGUACCCGGUGGUCAGCGCCGCCAGCAUCUGCGCCAAGGUGGCCCGUGACCAGGCAGUGAAGAGCUGGCGGUUCCUGGAGGACCUGGACCAUCUGGACGUCGACUACGGCUCCGGGUACCCCAAUGACCCCAAGACGAAGGAGUGGCUCAGGAAGCAGGUGGAGCCUGUCUUCGGCUUCCCCCAGUUCGUGCGUUUCAGCUGGCGGACGGCACAGAGCAUCCUGGAGAAAGAGGCCCAGGACGUGGUGUGGGAGGACUCUGUGGAGGAACAGGAGGGAGCCAGGAGCAUCACAUCCUAUUUCAGCCAGAGCCCCUGCGCCCGGCCCCGCCUGGCCCACCGCUUCUUCCUGGAGCGCGGCCUGGAGCCUGCCUCCUCGCUCUAGUGCCCUCCUCCCCUCCUGAUGAGAUUAAAGUCCUUUAAGGAAAA